This is a messenger RNA of Myotis daubentonii (Daubenton's bat), 1085 nucleotides long. It is a transcript of the gene COMMD5, whose product is annotated as COMM domain containing 5. The record is from RefSeq and is a predicted model, not a curated record. Gene Ontology annotation, cellular component: nucleus. Lineage: Eukaryota; Metazoa; Chordata; Mammalia; Chiroptera; Vespertilionidae.
AGGGGAAACACUCGGGCCAGCGGACCAGAGAGGACCGGGUCCUCCCGGUGUCCUAGAGCUUCCCGGAAGUAUUUUUGGGUCGCUUCCGGCCGCCCCGCCGCUUUUUGUUCGGGCCGUUCGGCUUCAGACCGCGCGAGUGCCAGGCAGUUCCAGCUGGGACCUGCCUCUGAGCUGAUUGAUCAGAGAGGAGGAAGCCGUAAUGUCUGCCGUGGGAGCUGUAGCUCCAUACUUGCAUCACCCUGGUGUCAGUCACAGCGGCCAGGUGAGUUUCCUGGGGGCCCAGCUCCCCCCAGAGGUAGCAGCAAUGCCUCGGCUCCUGGGGGACUUGGACAGGGGCACGUUCAGAAAACUGUUGAAACUGGUGGUCAGUGGCCUGCAGGGAGAGGACUGCCGUGAAGCUGUGCAGCGCCUUGGGACUACUGCACACCUGUCGGAGGAGCGGCUGGGUGCCCUGCUUGCUGGCACCCACACGCUGCUCCGGCAGGCCCUCCGGCUGCCCCCAGCCAGCCUGAAGCCCGACGCCUUCAAGGACCAGCUUCAGGAACUCUGCAUCCCCCAAGACCUGGUCGUGGACUUGGCCAGUGUGGUGUUUGGGAGCCAGCGGCCUCUCCUUGACUCUGUGGCCAGGCAGCAGGGGGCCUGGCUGCCCCACAUUGCCAACUGUCGGUGGAGGGUGGAUGUGGCAAUCUCCACCAGUACCCUGGCCCGCUCCCUGCAGCCCAGUGUCCUGAUGCAGCUGACACUUUCGGAUGGGUCAGCACACCGCUUUGAGGUCCCCACAGCCAAAUUCCAGGAGCUUCGGUACAGCGUGGCCCUGGUGUUGAAGGAGAUGGCUGACCUGGAGAAGAAGUGCGAGCACAAACUGCAGGACUGACCUCACUCCCAGUUGCCCUGGUGACCUGGGGGCAGUUGCUCAGACGUCUCCAGAAGGAAGCCCAUCCUGCCUAGGAGGCACUCUUCAGUGAGAAUGUGAACGCAACCCUGUCACUCUCUGAUUAGAUAAAGUCAGCACUGUUUUUCCUUUAUUUGGUAGUAAAGCAACAAUUAAAAACAUGUCUUCCUGGGUGUUGUCACCCUGCACACAA